AUGAAUGAACCAUGCUAUGAAGAAGUCCAGGAUUUCUAUACAUCUGACCUCAAGAAACCUUCACUGAAGGAAGUGAAUGCUUGGCCACAGGCAAGAACGUGUGGCAGCAGCUCUGGCAUUUCUUUUCCUUGCCCACAUGUGUGUAUUUGCCUCUUCUUGUUUUGCCUGACGGGAACUCUGCUGGGACAUCCUCAGUGUCUGGAUUAUGGGCCGCCUUUCCCUCCCCCUUUGCCCUUGGAGUUCUGCUCUACCUAUGAAAACUUUGGCUGCUGUAACCAGGAGAGAGAGAACAGCAUUGCAGCAAAAUACUGGGACAUCAUGAAUUACAUGGAUCCCCAGGGGCAUAAACUGUGUGGAACAUACAUCAAAGAUACCCUGUGUCAGGAAUAUUCUCUGUAUGCUGCACAUCUCUACGAUGCAGAAAACCCACAGACCCCUCUGAGAAGUCUUACAGGACUUUGUAUUGACUACUUCUCUGAGUUUCACCUCCACUGCUUCUCUGCCAUCCACCUGCUGACCAGUGACAAACACAUCCAGGAGUGCUGCGAGAUGAACAGGACCCAUUUCUGCCCCCUCCUGCAGCUCCAGGAUGAGAAUUACUGCUUCCCCCAGGUGCUGCAGAACUUGGCCCUGAGCCGCAGCCUAGGCUCAGUGCUGGAGGAACGUGCAGGCUGUGUCCUGCUGUGCCUGGCUGAGGUUGCCAGUGGCCUGAGAAACCUAGUGCUGAUGGCCCAAUCUGCUGACCAAACCCACUGCGCCUUUGUAGCCGAGCAGCUGGGCCUCGUCUGGGUUUCCCUACCCAAUGGCAGCCAGCUGGAUUUGCCAUUCCUGGACAUUCAGAGCAUAGUGCUGGCUACCCUGUGGCUGGGGCAUAAAAGGGGCGGAGCAUUCCUGGGGAUGGCUUUCCACCCCAAGCACAAGGACAAUGGGAAGUUUUAUAUCUGUCACUCAUACAUGGCUAAGAACCGAGCGGAAAAGAUCAGAUUCAGUGAAUUUAAGGUUUUGGCAUCUGAUGCCAACAAAGCUGACCCAAGCUCUGAAAGGUAA
Molecule: messenger RNA, 1047 nt
Organism: Onychostruthus taczanowskii (white-rumped snowfinch)
Lineage: Eukaryota; Metazoa; Chordata; Aves; Passeriformes; Passeridae
Gene: HHIPL2
Product: HHIP like 2
Source: RefSeq, a predicted model, not a curated record